ACACGCGCUAGCAAUGCGGCUAGGCAUUGACAGUUGAUCCUAGAAGCAGUGUCAAACAAUAAACAAAAACGGGAAAUAAAUUAAAUCGCCGGCUUUUUUAUGUGUUUGGAACAAGGCCAAUUUAGCUAAGAAAGAAUUCCAAUUUCCAACCCGCCUGCUGCUUCUUCGACCCAGCUCUCCCUCUCGCUCUCUCUCUUUCACGAACGACAAUACAAAAGUACAAGUAAAAACCAAAAGCCAAAACCAAAUACAAAAAGAAAGAAAAAAAUCCAAGAACAAACAUCCUCUAACGAAUCAAAAACCCAUUUGUGAGAGCUUAAUCUUUUCUUUUUCAUAUAUAUAAACAGUCCCAAUACUCAUCUCUUUUCUCUGUUUCUUGUUUCAUGCUCUGUCUGCCCUAGAUCUCAAUGUCUUCUUGAUUUUUGCAUCUUUGAAAUCCUAAGAUUUUAAGAUCUCUUUCAUUUUCUUCAAUCAGCUCCAUUCCUCAGAAAUUGUUGGAAGAAGCUGCGUUUGGUUUUAGCAGUUAGGCAAAUCCACAAUUUUGCAUUUCUUUCCUCACUUCAUGCUAUAUCUGUUUUGAGCCGUUGGAUUGCCCAGCAAAAGAAAAGAAAAAAGAAACUCCAUUGCUGAAGUUUUAAGGUUAAGGAUUUGAUCGGGUUUGUUGCACUUGAUCACAGUACAUUGAUCAAUUGAAGAAUCUUUGGUUGGUUGCUGAAUACUAACUCAUUUCUUUUAGAGAAAAUUGGAGACAAAAGAGAAUCAAAAUGAACAUAGAGCUCUGGUGUUUGUACUAGAUGAAGGGAGCUCAGGGGUGGCAACUAGGCAGCAUGGCUGAUAUGCAGAUCUUGCCUGGGUCUCGCCACCGCCCUUCUUUGAAGAGGCCCAUAUGGAUUAUUUUCUUGGUUUCUUUAGUCAGCCUUUUUCUAGUUUGUGCUUAUAUCUAUCCGCCACAUGGCAAUGCUGCUUGCUACGUAUUUUCUUCUGGAGGUUGCAAGGCGCUUACUAAUUGGCUUCCUCCCGCUCCUGCAAGGGAAUUAACUGACGAGGAGAUUAUAUCAUGGGUUGUGUUUAGGGAUAUUUUGAAUACACCUCCUGUCCAAUCUAAAAAUUCUAAAAUUGCAUUCAUGUUCUUAACUCCAAGUUCACUGCCUUUUGAGAAGCUUUGGGAUAUGUUUUUCCGUUGGUGCAGAUAUGAACUAUCUUAUGACUGGACCUAUGGGGAAAUUGAUAAGGGACAUUUUCAUAAUACUUGUCAGGGGCAUGAGGGAAAAUUUUCUGUUUAUGUCCAUGCAUCAAAAGAAAAACCAGUGCAUGUGAGCCGUUACUUUCUUAACCGAGAAAUUCGCAGUGGUGAGGUUUUGUGGGGAAAAAUUUCUAUGGUUGAUGCAGAGAGACGAUUAUUGGCACAUGCCCUAAAAGAUCCUGAAAAUCAACAUUUUGUGUUACUUUCUGAGAGUUGUGUUCCAUUGCAUAAUUUUGACUAUGUCUACAACUAUCUGAUGCAUGCUAAUGUGAGUUUUGUUGACUGCUUUGUGGAUCCUGGACCGCAUGGAAAUGGCAGGUAUUCAGAGCGAAUGUUACCUGAAGUAGAAAAGAAAAACUUCAGAAAGGGUGCGCAGUGGUUCUCAAUGAGGCGGCAGCAUGCUCUGAUAGUUAUGGCUGACAGUCUUUACUACUCAAGGUUUCGGGAUUACUGCAAGCCAGGUUUGGAUGGCAAAAAUUGCAUUGCUGAUGAGCAUUACUUGCCAACCUUUUUCCAUAUGAUUGAUCCUGGUGGUAUUGCAAACUGGUCAGUAACACAUGUUGACUGGUCUGAGAGAAAGUGGCACCCUAAAUCAUAUAGGGCUCAGGAUGUUACAGAUGAGCUUCUGAAGAAUAUUACGUCAAUUGACUUGAGUGUCCAUGUAACAAGUAAUGAAAAGAGUGAAGAGCGGGUACAAGCUUGCUUAUGGAAUGGAAUCAAACGACCGUGUUACCUAUUUGCAAGGAAAUUCUAUCCAGAAACCCUAGAUAAAUUGAUGAUGCUCCUCAAUUUUUGACUGAAUUCUUUGGUUGGAUUGAUGGUUUUUUCUUGAUCCCUUCACUCCAUCUCGGGUUCCCGUAUAGAUUAUACAUUUGUAAAUGGCCAUGUUUCCCAACCACAAUUCUUGAGUGCAAGGCCAACUGGAAGAGCAGUUUGGAUGACUUGAAUGAGGCUGCUGGAGGCUAACGAGUUGUUAGUGUGGCGUCCUUCCAGAUGGGUAAUUUCUUGUCCAUUUUUUCCCCCCAUUUGUGCCAUCAUACAUUAUUAUAUAUGUGGAAGAAUUCUUGGGGGAUUCAUUUUUUUUUCCUUUUAAAGUUGAAAAACAAGACUGAUGCACUCUUUUCUGGAAAUAUGAGCUUAAUUUUUAAAUCCAUAUAAAAAUAAUUGAGAUCCUACUGUUCUAGUACGAGUAUAAUGCAGUUUGGUUUUA
Messenger RNA from Durio zibethinus, 2453 nucleotides. NCBI's taxonomy places the organism in Eukaryota, Viridiplantae, Streptophyta, Magnoliopsida, Malvales, Malvaceae. The record is from RefSeq and is a predicted model, not a curated record.